Lactuca virosa is the source of this 222-nucleotide messenger RNA. Lineage: Eukaryota; Viridiplantae; Streptophyta; Magnoliopsida; Asterales; Asteraceae. The record is from the annotation of a GenBank genome assembly.
AUGGGGCAGCCUCUACCUUUUCAACCUGGCACGAGUUUUGGAACAACCACACAUCCACCUCCACCUCCACCUGUAGUUGUGACAAGGUCAGCCUCUGGCACUAGUAGUUUUGGUUCUGCUUUACGUCCAAGGAAUAUUGAUAUCAGAAUACGUACAGGUUCAACUUCAAAUUUCAUUAACAACUCUUCAACUGCAAACAGAAAAGAAAUCUCUAGUUACUGA